Messenger RNA from Zasmidium cellare ATCC 36951, 1893 nucleotides. RefSeq lists its product as uncharacterized. The record is from RefSeq and is a predicted model, not a curated record. NCBI's taxonomy places the organism in Eukaryota, Fungi, Ascomycota, Dothideomycetes, Mycosphaerellales, Mycosphaerellaceae. Gene Ontology annotation, molecular function: ATP-dependent H2AZ histone chaperone activity. Gene Ontology annotation, biological process: regulation of DNA-templated transcription; chromatin remodeling. Bases 1 to 1893 code for a protein of 630 amino acids. Gene Ontology annotation, cellular component: nucleus. The transcript has a single exon.
AUGUCCGACGACGAUGACUCCAUGUCUGGCUCUGGAAGCGAAGAUCUCAGCACCACUGGACUCAUUGCGACCCGAGCAAAGCGUGCGACUGCGGGGAACUUGUACGCUACAUUACGGCAGAAUCUUGACGAUGAGGAACUGCAGAAAGAGCUGCUCGCCGAGGAUGAGGAAGACCAGGGAGACUAUCAAGGCUCAGAUAAGGAUGAUGACGAUGCCAUGUCAUCUUCGAGCGAUGAGGAUGAUGCAGGACCACCCAAGGAAGGCGAGAAGGAGGAUUUAGAGGGCGAGAAAGAGUUGAAGAAAGCGGAGCGCGCAGAGGCGAGGAAGAAGAGGAAGAUGGAGGAAGUCAAGAUGCGGUUACCGGCGUGGCAGAAAAAGAAGAAGGUCAAGUUGGCAGAUGAUUCGAAGGCAGAGGAUGGUGCGGCAGAAAGGCCUAAGAAGAAGAGCGAACGUUCGAACUGGUUACCCACUGCGGCGGAUGCGCCUAUACGCCAGUCGUCUCGUGCUUCAGCUAUCGCGAACAGAGAGAGCAUACAUGAGAAUCUGAAGGAGUCUUUGAUAAGAUCGGAGAAGCAGAAGAAGAUCAUGGCGAGGCACAAUGAGAGGACAACGGCAAACAAGCGGGCGGAUUUGACUCAGGAAGAGAGGCUAGCGAAGGCAGUCAGGAUCGAGAAAGAGACUGCACGAGAGUUUGGGCGAUGGGAGAGAGAAGAGGCGGAGAGGCAGAGGAUACGAGAAGAGCAGUUGGCAGCGAAGAGAAGGAGAGGCAUUGAUGGGCCUGUCAUGAGAUAUUGGAGUGGCAGCGUGAUGUGGGAGGGCGAGAAGAUCAAAAUCAAGAGGAUGCAUGGCAGCCAGAAUGUGGACGAGAUCAAAGACGAGCCCAAACCUGAAGAGAAGAAGGAUGAUCAAGGAGACGUCUCGAUGGCUGAUUCAGGGAACGAAAAGCAGGGGCAGAGUAUAGCAGUCUCUCAUCCUUCAUUGCCAGCGACUGUGGCCUACGAGACGCCUUCGAAUGAAGUUGGCGCUCCUGCUCAAGCCUCAGCUCCUGUUCCUGCUCAACCUCCACAGCCGCCACAGAAUCAAAUGGAAGUGGGCUGGCUAGCUGGAAUCCAGGAGUACGCUUCUCAGACAAACAACGCUGUGCAGGCUUCAUCAAAUCCCACCGGGUACAUGGCGAACCCCUACACCCCAAGCGCUCCCGCCAUCAACGCCGCGCCCAACCCUCCACCGCUUGCUCCUCAACCUGCGGCGGCACCUCUUUCCGGCACAAAUCCACCCUCGUCACAAACCCCGAUAUGUCACGCCUGGCCGCCUGGUUACCAAGAAUUCACCCUACAGCAGCCGACAGCACCUGCACCCCAACCAGAACCAGCACCAGCACCGCCUCUAAUCAAAGAACAAGCCCAGCGCUCACUCAUCAUGCUCGAGCAGUUCGAGAACCUUGAGAACACCACGACUUCCAAGCGCGGCGCUUCGAAAGCCUCGAAAGAUUCCUUGACCGACCCUUCACCUCUCGCUUCGACUCUUCUACCAUCUUCGUAUCCGUCUUUCACGCCCGAAGAGACACGAUAUCUCACCACGAAGAUGCGCAAGCGUGCGAAUGAUCUCUCGAUGCCUGUCGCGCCCACGAAAGCAAAAUGCGCGUUGACGUGCUGGCCUGCUAAGUUUAGGGAUCCGAAGACUGGACUGCCUUACCACGAUUUGCAGACGUUCAAGAUGGUGCAGCGGUUGCUGAUGGGAGGGUGUCAGUGGAGUGCUAUCCUGGGGGCGUGGGUUGGACCGCAUUAUGGUGCUACUGGGAGGGCGGCGAAGGGUGUGCCUGAGGGAUUUGGGGAGCCUGUGGCGGAGAAGAAGAAGGGUGAUGAGGGCAGUGAAGUCAAGGUUGAGGGAUGA